Molecule: messenger RNA, 2307 nt
Organism: Plasmodium gallinaceum
Lineage: Eukaryota; Apicomplexa; Aconoidasida; Haemosporida; Plasmodiidae
Product: conserved Plasmodium protein, unknown function
Exons: 1
Coding region: 1-2307 (768 amino acids)
Source: RefSeq, a predicted model, not a curated record
AUGUAUUUUAAUGGUAAUAAAAAAAAAAUUGAUAAUAAUGGCAUAAUUUUUACAACUAUAGGAAAAAUUAAUAUCGAUGAUCUUAUAAAAAUAAGUGAAAGAAAUGAAAGUUAUGUUGAUUAUUUAGGUUAUCUUAUAAAAAAUAAAUCUUUAAAAAGAUUGAAAUAUAUAUUCAAGAGUCAUUUAGUAAAUAGUCAAAUUGUUAUAACUAAUUUUGUCGAUGAUUCUAAUGAAGUUUUGAACAGCAAAUAUAUAUAUGAAAAUAUUACAAAAAAAAAAACUUCUUAUUUAUUAAAAAAUGUAUAUUUAUCAAGUUUUUUCAGCAAUGAUUACAUAAAUUAUAUUAUUAAAAACUAUAAACAAAUUAUGAUAUCUUUUAAUUGUAAAUAUGAUAACAAAAUAUAUAUAAAUAAUAAUUUUGUUUAUUUUUAUAUUAAUGAUUACACAAAAAUGAGAUUAAUUACUCACAAAAAUGUAUAUAAAGACAAAAACAAAUUAAAUCAUGUUAUUGUUAUAGAUAUACAUAAUGAAACAAAAAAAUUAGAAAAUGAUGAUAAUUUAUAUGAAAAUAAUGAAUUUACAUGUUAUAAUAAAUCUAUUAAUGAAAAUGAUAGUAAUGAUAAGUAUCGGUGUAAUAACACAAUGGAAAGAAAUUAUAACUUAAGUGUUAUAUUAAAAAAGAAUUAUGAUCAAUUUAAUAAAUAUGAAAAUACAAAUAAUAAUAAUAACAAGUUAAAAGAAACAUAUGAAAAUUUUUUUACAGAUUUUUAUACAUAUCCAGUUGAUUUACUUUGUAUUUUUAAUAAUUGUGAUGAAAAUUUUACAGGAAUAUUAAGAAAUGUUUUAGCAAAUAAUAAAUCAAAAAAUGUGCAAAUAUACUUAAUUAAUUUAAAAUACCAUGAAUGUUAUUAUAAAAUAAGUGGAAGUAUUUGUUUGAAAGAUUCAUGCAAAUUUACAUAUAAUAAUUUUAACAUAAAUAAAAACCAUAAUAUUAUGAAUAACCAACUUGAUGAUAUUGAUAAUCAGAUAAAUAUGAAUAAAGUUGUUGAUAUAUAUAAAAAUAUUUUUUCGAAUGUUCAAAAUGAGUUACACAAUUUAGACGAAAUACCUGUUGACAAUGAGUUAAGACAUCUAUCUAAUUUAAGUGUUAAUUCUAUAAAUAAUGAAAAAGAUUUAAUUUUCGAUGGUUCAAAUUAUUCAAAUAAAGGAAAAAAAUUCCAUGAUUCAUAUAUAUAUAUGAGAAAGAAAGAUGCAGAAUAUUUUUAUGAACUUAAUAUGGAUUAUAUAGAAAAAGAAUUUUUAGAGACAAAUGAGUAUGUAGAAAACAAGAAAAAUGAAAAAAGUACAUUUAAAAAUAUAUACACUCAUGAAAAUAAUUAUGAUUUUGAUAUUUAUGAUUUAAAAAUAAACAACAAAAAUGGGAAAGAAUACAAUAUAAAUGAUAAGAAAUUUUACAUUAAUUAUGAUUCAUCUAGUAGUGAUGUAAGUUUGUCCUUUAUAGAAAAUAUUAAAAAUACUAAAAUUUCAAAAAUUAAUAAGAAAGAAGAUAUUUUAAAACCUUCAACAACCAAUGAUUUCUUAAAAAAAUAUAUGAAAUCAAGUAAUCUAGAACAAAAUAAGAAUGAUGAAUCCUUAAACUUAGCUACUAAUGAAAAGAAAGAAGAAAAUAAAUUAGAUGAAAACAAAAGAAUAUAUGAAGAAACAUUAUUGAAUAAUAUGGAUUUAGAAAAAGAUGAAAGUGAAGAACAAUACAAACUUAAAAAAAUUAAGAAAGUUCUCAAUUUUUUACAAAAAAAUAGGGAAGAUUAUUUUAAAAUUAAUAAAGACGUAUUAAACGAAGAAAAUCUUUAUUGCAUUAUGGAUAAUUUUUCAGAAAUAGGAAGAGAAAAAAAAAAAGAAGAUAUAAAGAAAAAAAAGUUUGAUGAAUUUGUAAAUUACUUAAUUGAAUUUAUAGGUAGAAUUCAUUUAGAUAUUAAAAUAAACAUUAAAAAGAAUUCCAAAUUUCUUGUCAAGAAGCUAAAAAAUUAUUAUCAAAUACAAAAAAUAAUUUUAAAUAAUGGUUUAAUAAAUAAUUGUAAUAUAUAUAAUAUAUUUAAUUUUUUAAUUGAUAAAUUAAUUAAAAAAAAUGUAGAAAAUAAAAAUAAGUUGCACUAUGUUUUAUCUAUUUUUGGUCAGGAUUACAAUUUUAUUAAUUACGAUAAAUAUUUUCAGGAAACAAGAAGUCAGAGCUCUAUUCACAUAUUUUUUUUUUAUUCUAAUGAUAAAAUAUAUAUAAUGAUUUUAGAUACAGUAAAUAGAUUGUUAUAA